Capsicum annuum is the source of this 2205-nucleotide messenger RNA. Its product is annotated as putative MO25-like protein At5g47540. The transcript has 11 exons. Gene Ontology annotation, biological process: intracellular signal transduction. The record is from RefSeq and is a predicted model, not a curated record. Gene Ontology annotation, molecular function: protein serine/threonine kinase activator activity. Bases 978 to 2000 code for a protein of 340 amino acids. NCBI's taxonomy places the organism in Eukaryota, Viridiplantae, Streptophyta, Magnoliopsida, Solanales, Solanaceae.
GGCAAGUCCAAUCCGACGAGCUCGCGAGUGACAAUGCUAGUGAGGGUAAAUAAAAGAGAAAAUGUAAAGUGAUGUGUAAUAAGAAUUUUUGGCAUAUGAGAAAACUACAAAUACUAGUAUACAAUUUGAACUACUCACCUGAACCCACCAUAGAUCAAAUCAAGAUUCAUUUUCUCCAAAACCCCACAAAAAUCCUCACCAAAUCUUGAUCAAAAAAUGAGUAAAAAUCCAACCCCAUCAAGUGUAACUACCAUUAAACCACUCUAAAACAAUUCAAGAAUUCAAUUGGUACAUUAAAGAUUUGAUUUUUAUUGGUUUAUCAGGACCAAACUCACAAACCCCACAAAAAUCUCAUCAAAUCUUGGCCAAAAAAUGAGUAAAAAUGGAACCCCAUGAAGUGUAACAGCCAUUGAACAUCAAGAAUUCAACAAAAGGUUUGAUUUUUAUUGGUGUAGAAGGGAAAAUCAAAGCAAAAAGGUUUGGUUUUUUUAUUGAUUGUUAUUAGUGUGUGAGGGAAAAUCAAGCAAAAAGAUUUGAUUUGUUAUUAGUGUGAGUGGAAAAUUAAGCAAAAAGUUACGAUUUUUAUUAGUGUGUGAAGGGAAAAUCAAGCAAAAAGUUUUGAUUUUUAUUAGUGUGAGGGAAAAUCAAGCAUAAAGUUAUGAUUUUUAUUAGUGUGUGAGGGAAAUUCUAGCAAAAAGGUUUGAUUUUUUAUUUUUAUUGGUUUGUGGGAAAAUUAAGCAAAAGGAUUUGAGUUUUAUUGGUGUGUGAGGGAAAUUCAAGCAAAAAGUUUGGAUUUUUAUUGGUGUGUGAAGGGAAAAUCUAGCAAAAUAGGACUCUGUUUAUCAGGGCAGAAAGGGGGGAGAGCUUCUGAGCCACAACAAAAUGUGGUGCAGAGGCUCUCAUCCCCAAUUCCGGCAGUGGCUGCUGCUGCGACAUCGUUCAGAGAGAAUAGUUUUGGUGCUGGUGAUGGUACAAAGAUGAAGGCACUGUUUAAGACUAAACCAAAGACUCCUGUUGAUGUUGUUCGUCAGACUCGUGAGCUACUUAUGUUUGUUGAACGGGUUAAUGAUACUCGUGAAGGGAAACGAGAAGAAAAGAUGUUGGAGUUAAGCAAGUCAAUCCGGGAAUUAAAGAUUAUUCUUUAUGGGAAUGGUGAAUCCGAACCUCUUGCUGAGGCUUGUGCUCAGUUGACCCAAGAAUUCUUCAGAGAGAACACGCUUCGGCUGAUAAUUAAUUGUCUCCCCAAUUUGAAUUUAGAGACCCGCAAAGAUGCUACUCAAGUUGUAGCAAAUCUGCAGAGGCAGCAGGUUCAGUCACGGCUGAUUGCUUGUGAUUACUUGGAAGCAAACAUUGACCUGAUGGACAAAUUAAUAUUAGGGUAUGAGAAUACAGAUAUGGCUUUGCAUUAUGGUGCAAUGUUGAGGGAAUGCAUUCGCCACCAAAGUGUCGCAAAGUAUGUCUUGGAGUCUGAGCAUAUGAAGAAGUUUUUCGAUUAUAUUCAGCUGCCAAAUUUUGACAUUGCUGCUGAUGCUGCUGCCACAUUUAAGGAACUCUUGACAAGGCACAAAUCAACAGUAGCUGAAUUUCUUUCGAAGAAUUAUGACUGGUUUUUUACAGAGUAUAACUCAAAGCUGCUCGAGUCUAGUAACUACAUCACCAGAAGACAAGCUGUCAAGCUCUUGGCAGAUAUGUUAUUGGACCGCUCAAAUUCUGCCGUAAUGACUCGUUAUGUUUGUUCAAGAGACAAUUUGAGGAUUCUCAUGAAUCUGCUCAGGGAAUCGAGCAAGAGUAUCCAGAUAGAAGCGUUUCAUGUCUUCAAGCUAUUUGCGGCAAACCACAACAAGCCUCCCGAUAUUGUUAGCAUCCUUGUUGCAAACAGAAGCAAACUCCUUCGCCUCUUUGCCGAUUUUAAGACUGAAAAAGAGGACGAACAGUUUGAGGCUGACAAAGCGCAAGUUGUCAAAGAAAUCGCAGCCCUUGAACCGAAGGAAAACAAAUAAAACGCAGCAUGAGAAACGCUCGUGAACUCGAUUUUCGAGUCGUUUUCUGAGUUGUUGAGCUGUGUUGUAUGUUGGCUUAAUACCAAAAACAUAUGGUGUUUCUUUCCCUGCUUUUGUCAGUUCCAUUUCUUCUCAUUAAUUUCUGGUACAUCACAGUAUGAAAUAUAAAGUUUCUCAUUUGAACAAUGAGAGCAGUUUUAAACAA